Molecule: messenger RNA, 1837 nt
Organism: Gigantopelta aegis
Lineage: Eukaryota; Metazoa; Mollusca; Gastropoda; Neomphalida; Peltospiridae
Product: cystathionine beta-synthase-like
Exons: 11
Coding region: 3-1166 (387 amino acids)
Cellular component (GO): cytoplasm
Molecular function (GO): cysteine synthase activity; cystathionine beta-synthase activity
Source: RefSeq, a predicted model, not a curated record
UGAUGUCGACAAAAUCUGAGAAUCCAUUUCUCAUCUGGAAGCGACCUGACCUGCCGUCACAGUGCACUUAUGGAACGCCAGGAGUUACUUCCCCUCAUCUCCACAAACCAGUUAAGAGCAAGCCGAAGAUUAUGUCAAGUAUUCUCGACAACAUUGGCAACACACCGCUAGUACGCAUCAACCGCAUCACUAAGAAGGACAACAUCGAGUGCGAAGUCCUGGCGAAGUGCGAGUUUUUCAACGCUGGGGGGAGUCUCAAGGACCGGAUCGGUCUGCGAAUGGUGGAGGACGCAGAGGAUAACGGCUACCUUCAGCCCGGGGAUGUUCUCAUUGAAGCCACCUCGGGUAACACAGGAAUUGGACUGGCACUAGCUGCAGCUGUUAAAGGUUACCGGUGUAUUAUUGUCAUGCCCGAGAAAAUGAGCAUGGAAAAGGUGGAUGUUCUGCGAGGUCUUGGCGCGGAAAUCGUGAGAACUCCGACAUCUGUGGCGUUUGAUUCCCCCGAGUCUCACAUCUGGGUUACUAAGAGACUGAUGGAGGAGAUUCCAAACGCGAAGAUUUUAAGUCAGAUAAUCGGAGUGGACCCCGAGGGUUCCGUGAUUGCCCAACCGGAGGAGAUAAACAAAACUGACGUAACAUAUUACGAUGUUGAGGGGGUCGGUUAUGACUUCAUUCCAACAGUCUGUGAGCGAAAGUAUGUUAAGAGAUUGUACAAGUGGUGGAAUCGGAAAGUGAGCACGCUAAACAUCCAGGCACCGCUGACUGUGAUGUCUGACGUCACCAUACAGGAGACACUCAAACUACUCAACAGAGAUGGAUUUGAUCAGGUUCCCGUCAUCGACCAAUCAGAACAAAUUCUUGGCAUGGUCACGGUCGGGAAUAUGAUGGCUCAGGUGGUGAAAAACAAAGCAAAAUCCAGCGACCCGGUGUCAAAGGUCAUGUACAAACAGUUCAAGAAGAUUUGUAUCGACGCGUCGUUAGGAGAGUUAACGCGCAUGUUGGAUACCGAUUACUUUGUGUUGAUCAUUCAAAACCAGAGACACUAUUCUGGUAAGAGUACAAUGACAGACAAACAGAUGAUUUUUGGGAUUGCGACAAGAAUUGAUCUUCUCAACUACAUCAUGGCUAACCAAGAACUGGAGGACCGUUCGAUGUCGCCAAAGUGAAAAUACUUUCACACUUUUCUUUAUGAUUUUCUCUCGGUGAAGACAUUUAGCGCAUGUACCUGUACUCCAACAUAGCUGUAAGCAGUCGGUAGCCAUAUUAUAACAGGUUUUUCAGUCAGUGAAAGUUGUUUGUUCUGUUGUUGUUGUUUUUGAGUUUGUUUUUUGAGUCUGAGUCUGUUUUUUGUCUUUAUUAAAAGCCCAAUCAUGUGACUUUUUUUAGUGCUUAAAAAGUCCAGUUUUAAGAGGUAUCCAGUUUAGAGAGGUUCUCUAUAGUACAGAUAUUUAAAAAGGUGCUGCGAAAAACGUCUGGCUUUUAAGAGAAUUCCGGUUUACAGAGGGUCCGGUUUUGAGAGAAUUCCAGUUUACAGAGGGUCCGGUUUUGAGGGAAUUCCGGUUUUGAGAGGUUAUAUCAAGUACAGGGAAACUCCUCUAAACUGGACACUCUCUAUCACACUAUUUAUAUAUACAAACUAACUCCCAUCAUAUCUAGAAACAAUGUUUCAAACAACUUCAGAAAUUCACUCCUUAAAUCUGAGGUCAACUCAGCAUAGUCAUCUUAUUGAAUUAAAACCAAGAACAGAAUUUUAUCGCCAUAUAGUUUUUCAUGCAGGGGAGCUAAACUGUGGAACACACUACCUUCAAAGAUAAAAUAUUCUCAAUCCUCGCCUCAG